This is a messenger RNA of Drosophila willistoni, 2860 nucleotides long. RefSeq names its product SNF-related serine/threonine-protein kinase (gene Snrk). Gene Ontology annotation, molecular function: tau-protein kinase activity; ATP binding; protein serine/threonine kinase activity. Lineage: Eukaryota; Metazoa; Arthropoda; Insecta; Diptera; Drosophilidae. The coding region runs from base 250 to 2826 and encodes 858 amino acids. Gene Ontology annotation, cellular component: cytoplasm. The transcript has 8 exons. Gene Ontology annotation, biological process: intracellular signal transduction; protein phosphorylation; microtubule cytoskeleton organization. The record is from RefSeq and is a predicted model, not a curated record.
ACUCAAAAUCCAAAAAUGUGUAUACAAAAAGUUUAAAGCGAGCAUUUUUCCGUGUGUGAUAACAUUUCAUUGCAUUAAAUUUAAAUUAAGUCACAUUGACUUGACAAGUGAGAGACGUCCAAGAAGUUACGAUUCCAUCGAUAGCGCAAUGUCGAGAUUAUUAUAGUUCAUAAGAAGAAAGCGAAUUGGAGCUUAAACCGAAAAUUUGCAGCAAAGCAAGAAGCGGUAGGAGAAUUUGUUGCUGGCAUUAUGACGCUGGAAACCCAACCCAUUGGCGGUGGAUGCGAUGGCAAAAUAGCUGGUCUCUACGAUCUGGAAGAGACACUGGGCUCUGGUCAUUUUGCAGUGGUGAAAUUGGCCCGACAUGUGUUCACCGGGGCCAAGGUGGCGGUGAAAGUGGUCGAUAAGACUAAAUUAGAUGAGGUCUCCAAGGCGCAUUUGUUUCAGGAAGUGAGAUGCAUGAAAUUGGUACAGCAUCCGAAUGUGGUUAGACUCUAUGAGGUAAUUGACACACAAACCAAAUUAUAUUUGGUUUUGGAGCUGGGGGAUGGUGGCGAUCUGUACGAUUAUAUAAUGCGGCAUGAGUCUGGAUUAAGUGAGGAUUUGGCUCGUAAAUAUUUCCGGCAAAUCUUGCGUGCUAUCACGUACUGUCAUCAAUUGCAUGUUGUGCACAGAGACUUGAAGCCCGAGAAUGUAGUGUUCUUUGAGAAAUUAGGCUUGGUCAAAUUGACGGAUUUUGGUUUUAGUAAUAAAUUUUUACCGGGUCAAAAAUUGGAAACAUUUUGCGGUAGUUUGGCAUAUUCUGCUCCGGAGAUACUCUUGGGAGACUCCUAUGAUGCUCCGGCUGUGGAUAUUUGGUCUCUGGGCGUUAUUUUAUACAUGUUGGUCUGCGGUCAGGCUCCAUUCGAGAAGGCCAACGAUUCCGAGACCUUAACCAUGAUCAUGGAUUGCAAAUACACAGUGCCCUCGCAUGUUAGUCAGGCUUGUAGGCAAUUGAUUGCUUCCAUGCUUGUACGAGAUCCGAAAAAGCGUGCCUCUGUUGAGGAAUUAGCCUCAUCGGACUGGCUAAAGACAAUUGAUGAACCCGAUAACUCUGCCUCGGCCUCCUCCUCGGCUUCAGGUGGUACGGAAAGCUUUUUACCUUUGGUCAGUCGUCAGCAGUUAAGCGAAGAAGAUCAUGCCUUUAUCAUACAAAAAAUGAUCAAUGGAAAUAUUGCGUCCAAAGAAGAGAUAUUACAGGCUCUGGAUAAGAACAAGUACAAUCAUAUAACGGCCACUUACUUUUUGUUAGCGGAAAUUCGUCUUAGACGUCGACGUGAAGAGCAAAUGAAGAAAGAAAAGUUGCUCAAUCCUGUAGCCGAGAAACCCAGCCCAACUGAGGGCUCUAAAGUUCAAGUAGUACCGCCCAUUAGCAUCAAUGUAACCCCAGCCUCGCAAUUGUGUCAGGAUAACAUGAAACCUGACAAAAGGAGUCGCAAAUGCAGCAUUGUACGCGAAGAGGACGAGGAGGAAUCAGCUAAUGAAGGCUCUGGAUUGGGUAAUGAACUGAAAGUGGCAAGUUCACGUCGAGAAUCCAUUUCCGAUGGCCGUCUCAAUCGAUCGGUUUUCGAGAGUCAAUCCCAGCCUGCCCCAGCUGCCGAAGUGCCAAGUAGUCCACGACAUUUACAUUCACGCACAAAGAUUUUAAUACCAAUGGAACCAAAUUUACCACAGAAGCUUGACAAAUCUAUCGAGGAUGACGAUGGGGAUACAUUAAGUGGCCUCAAAGAAUUGGAAAUUGGCAAGCUAAAACCUUUACCUAGCAGCAGUAAAAAUCCAGUUCUUACACAUCGACGAAGUAAACUAAAUAAGAUUAGGACACCGUCGUGUAGCAGUUCAGAGGCCUCCGAUGAUGAUACCCAAAAGCGGAAUAAGAAAAAGAUUAAUAAAUUUGUAGGAGAUACACCCAUAAGAUUUCGUAUGCAUCGUCGGGAUUCGCACGAUGACUCUAGCGAUUCGCAGGAUCAGCUUUAUCCACCGCCAGGCUCAAAUAGCAGUGGCACCGGUGCCAAUUUCAUAUCGAAUAACAGCUCUGGCGGCAAAAAAGAGACUCAAGGACAAUGCAAGGAGCAAAACAAAUCAGAGGAAACACGCAAAUCUCAUACUCAAAAGCAACGUAAACAGCACAAGGAUCAUCAACUGGACAAACAUUCCCAUGAGGAAAAGCAUAAUAAUCAUCAUCAGCAGUAUCAGCAUCAAAAUCUUAAUCAUCAUCAUCAGCAGCAGCAGCAACAGCAUGAGCAUCAGCAUCAGAGCCAUCACCAGCAGGCCAGGAGGAGACGUAUAAGAGAAAGUCAAUCCCUGGAUCGCAUCACAGAGGCCGAGACAGAGGCUUGUUCCUCAUCAAUUACAACAACAACAACCACAACAACUGCUUCAUCUUUAUCAGCAACAACCAUCCUACAUAUCGAUCAAAGAUAUUCCCUAUUCAAUUUAAAUACAAAUAUUAAAUCACUCUCACUGGCUGAAACCCAGGAGGAGUACGAAGAGGAUGAAGAUGAAGAUGAUGGGGGGGACCAAAUUAUAAAUACAUUGAAUGCAGCCAAAGCCACGCUACAACAUGAGCAAUAUUUAAUGAAUAACAACAACAACACCAAUAACACCAACGAACGUAAAACAACACCAAAAGAUAUUUAUCAGCUAAAUGAUAUCGAGCAUAUGAACCGAUUGAUUUUGGCCGAUAGAAGCCUUACCAAAGCAAUACAAGUUACGGGCUCUAAAUGCUUUGUCACUAUCAAGAAAAUUCGUAGGCUCGGUAAAUAUUUUCCUGUUGUCAACUUUUCUUAAGUCAAAAAUUAAAAACAAAACAAAAAAAAAAAAA